AUGCCCGAUGACCCGAUAGCCGUACUAGAUGAAAGUCUAGUUGAGCUAGUGCAGUCCAAGUGUGUGGGUGUGACAAUUAGUGAAUUAUCGAUCAUGAAGCGAUCGAGAAAAACAUUGUUUUUUAGUGAAAAACAAGAAAACGAACAUGAAACGGUUAAAAAGAAAAAAGAGGAUGUAACUGCCAGGAGGAUAAUUAUUGGUAAGCGUAACAUAUCUGCCAAUAAUAUUUACACAAGCCCAUCAACCGGGCAGACGUUGCAAGUACUGCAAAAUGCAGCCCCUGCGACUGCGUCUACCAGCAACCCUGCCAAUCGGCGUGUGCAAAUAUUAGAAGAUAAGAUUAUUCAACCCUCAAUCAUUAUUACUCCAGUAAAUCAAAAUCAUUCUCCUAUAAGCAGUGAUGACGAGUUAGAGAUUUUUUCGACACCGAACCGUCAUGUCAGACAAAAACAGUUAAGUGUCAACUUAGCGGAAGAGAACAAAACUUCAAACCUCCCAGACUCUAAUAUUUUAGACAACCAUACCUUUGCUACUCCGAAGAGCCGUAAGAAACUAAAUUCAUCCAAAAGUGCUAACUUAAGCCCUGCAAUAACUACAAAGCAGCAUCAGAAAAACGACGAUGAUCUCUUGCCAUGCCAGAAAGAAGAAAAACACAUGUCCUCCGCACUAACAAGUCGGUGUGGAUCUUUAAGUGACAUUUCGACAUCUAACAUGGUAUCUCUUAAUUCAUCGUUCAAUGAAGAGCAGCUGUUUAAUCUCUUGAACACACCUCAAAAAGAAGAACAAAUACCUGCGACUAAAACUAAAAUUGCAUGUGAUGACAAUGAUAAUUAUUUAUCCCAACCAUCGACCUCUGGAAUGAACCUGUCUACAAAAACAUCACAAAAACAAAACAAAAUACCCCAAACCCUACCUCCCGACUCUGACUCUGAUGAAAGCAGCGAUUCUUCUUCUAGUGACUCCUCUGACUCUUCAUCUGAAGAUACUGAAGUGAAUCCCGAAAUGUCGCAUCCUAUUUCGCGUCCCUUAUUGGCUACCAAUAAUGAAGAUGACGAAUGGGAAGAUAUUACAGACAGCCCGAUGAGUUUCGAAGAAUUUCAGGGAGCAGUGAAAAUGUCUAUACCGCCAAAUACCGAGAAUCCAUAUGAUUAUUUUAAGUUGUUUGUUACUGACGAGAUUAUUGAUAAAAUUGUGCAUGAAACAAAUAACUUCGCUAACAAAUCUGUGGGUACAAAUUUAUGGAAGCCAACCGAUAAAGAAGAAAUGCACACAUUUUUCGCGAUUUUGCUUGCAAUGGGUCUUGUCAAAGUGCCACAUAUCGGUGACUAUUGGUCAAAAAAUAAAUUGUACAGAAAUGAAUACAUAAGUUCAUUAAUGUCUAGAGAUCGAUUUCUAGCUUUGCUGAAGUACUGGCAUUUUAGUGACGACAGCAAUUCAGAAAAUGACAAAAUACAUAAAUUUCGAGAAGUUUAUACCAUGCUUAUGACUCAAUUUAAAGAUGUAUUAAAGCCGGGUAAAGUAUUGGUAGUGGAUGAAAGUAUGGUGCCUUGGCGAGGCAGACUACAUUUUCGGCAAUACAUAAAAAAUAAAUCCCACAGAUACGGUGUAAAAUUAUAUAAAGUGUGCACGCCAGAGGGAUAUACAUUAAACGUGAUCGUUUACACCGGCAAAAAUGAGGGAGAGAAUCAACGGGAAAUGAAUCAUGGUCAGAACGUCGUAAUGAAACUCUUGAAAGAUUAUGAAAAUGAGGGACGGAUUGUCAUUGCUGACAAUUUUUAUUCGUCAAUCGGAUUAGCAGAAGCAUUGCUCGAUCUUAAAACGUUCUAUUGCGGGACUUUGAGAUCCAAUAGAAAAGGUUUACCAAAAACUGUUAUCAGUACAAAGCUAAAGAAGGGCAACAUUACUGGCAAGAUGAACAAGAAAGGCAUACGUGUACUUAAGUGGGUUGACAAACGACCUGUACUGAUGAUGAGUACAUGCACAGAUCAUGAUACAACACUAAAAAGUACUGGAAAGAAACGAAGAGGGACAGAUGAAGAAGUGUUAAAGCCUGCAUGUGUACUAACUUAUAAUAAAUUCAAAAAAGGAAUUGAUCUCAGCGACCAAAUGUCGUCUUACUACUCAACUUUAAAGCGUGGCCUCAAAUGGUACAGAAAGGUGGUGAUGGAGCUAUUGUUUGGAACGUCUGUCAUAAACGCUUUGAUUGUUUAUAAUAUGAAGAACGAAAAUAAAUUGACAAAAAAGGAGUUCAUUGAACAAAUUAUGGAAAAAUUGUCUAACACUUCUCUGAAAAAACAAAGGAUAAUGCCAGAAACUGAUCAAAUGGCAACGCCGAGAGGCAAUGCAAACCAUAGUUUUGAAAUGGGCCCAAAAAAACGAAAUUGCUCAGGAUGCUAUGACAAACUACGACUAACAUUGAAUAGCAAAGAAGCCGGGAAUAAAGUAAAGAAGGUUAAAACUAUGUGCGAAGCGUGUAGAAAAACAUAUUGUCGUGAAUGUUAUAAUAAAUCACAUCAGUCUAAGGUAUAACUGCAUAAUAGUUAUUAUAAUAAAAAAAUACAUUCAAUUUGAAGUCCGUUUUUUUAAGAUUAGACAAAUGAUGGUCGAUUACGUUUGUUACUUAUUCUAAAAA
This is a messenger RNA of Cydia splendana, 2632 nucleotides long. Its product is annotated as piggyBac transposable element-derived protein 4-like. NCBI's taxonomy places the organism in Eukaryota, Metazoa, Arthropoda, Insecta, Lepidoptera, Tortricidae. Bases 1 to 2529 code for a protein of 842 amino acids. The transcript has a single exon. The record is from RefSeq and is a predicted model, not a curated record.